AUGGUGCGUGUGUGGGGGCUGAUGCUCGUGUGCUGGUCUCCUCUGUGUCUCUCAUCCACAGUGAGUUUCAUCGGCUCACCUCAAGAGUGUAAGACGGCUCGCUUUGUCCCUGGUUACAACCUGGGUGGAGAAGGCUUCGACAUCGUCACAAUGAAGAGGAAAGGUGCCUACGUCAUCGACACUGAAACAUGGGACCUUGGAAACAAAAAGUGCAAUAUGUACAGAAACAGCUACAUGAAGGGUGAGAAGCAGAAGGUCCCGGCUGCCGUGGUGGACUGGAGAGCCCUGCCCAAAUGCAGCUUGAAGGUUUCCAGUACGUCCUACGAUUCGGUCGAAAGUCUCGUCAACGACUCCACAUCAUCUGUGUCCAACAACUGGAAAAUUGGCCUCGAUAUCCCUGUUCACCCUUCAGUCUCUGUUGGGGUUGGUUUUGGAGGUUCACAUUCCAAGGCAUCUGAAUUUGGGAUGAGAAAGUCUAAACGAGACCGCUACGACUUUGUUCGCCAUUCUGUUCAUUGUAACACCUACAGAUACAGAAUGGCAACGAAUCCUCUGCUGAGUCAUGAAUUUCUUUCAGCUGUGAACUCUCUUCCUCCUUAUUCCUAUGACACUGCAGUGUUUUAUCGCAAUCUGAUCGACACCUAUGGUACACACUACAUCACGCAGGUCUCUCUUGGAGGGGAAAUUAAAGCCAUCACAUCAUUCAGUACCUGCAAGACAACCAUGAGGGGACUGACAGCAACGGAUGUAAGUAAUUGUUUGUCAGUUGAGGCCUCAGUUACCUUCGCACAAUCUGCGAGCAUUCAAGCCAUGUACGAACAUUGUCAGGCAAUGAAGAAGAAACUGGUAUCUGGACAGAGUUUCAGCUCUUUGUUCACUGAGCGUUUCACAGAAGUCAUUGGUGGGGAUCAAAACGGUAUUGCGUUAUUCCUUGAGAACUCAGACCCCAGCAUCGUCAGUAACUGGGUCGAUUCUCUGAAAACUUCACCUGAUGUUAUCCAGUACAACCUGAAACCCCUCCACACCAUCUUGCCAAACAAUCAUAAAGCCUGGAAAGGACUGAAGAAAGAGGUGGAGAAGUACAUCAAGAACAAUGCAGUGCUGAAAAAAUGUUCAGAGUCCUGUCCGAUUGGACACAGAUCCAGCAGAAGAGAUCCCUGUGCUUGUGUCUGCAACGGUAACGAGAUGAUCAGGUCAAACUGCUGUCCUGCUGGCAGAGGUCUUGCAACAUUAGAGGUGUUUGGACUUUAUGCACAUGGUCUCUAUGGUGACAGGACCACCAAGACAGAUGGGUCAGUGGUGGUUAGAUAUAAGGACCAGAUCAAGCGCACUGCUAUUAUAGCAAAUAAUGACAACCCUCGCUGGUCAGAGGUAUUUGAGUUUGGACCCAUUGCCAUCAAUAUGGCGAAUCAGCUGACGUUUAGUGUUUAUGAUGAAGAUAAAUACUGGAACAGCGAUCUCCUGGGGACGUGUUCAUUUUCUCUUCGUGCAGGUCAAGUUUCUGACAGCUGCAUGUUUGACCACGGUACUUUCUUCUUUUCAUACAAAGUUCAGUGUGCUCCAGGUCUUGGUGGUAGCCUGUGUGAUGAGUACAUCCCCUCUCCAAUGUCCUUGGCUGCGGCCUUCUACACCAGGAACGGGGUUCUGGUUGGAGAGUCGGAGAAGAAUGUUGAUUCAGCUGUUGAUUCAGCUGAUCAGUUGGGUUGGAGUUUUACCUUUAGAAUAGUUUGCUUCUUGUGCAGCCUUCUUUUCUUUUCUUUUCUCCCAUGUUCAUUUUAAAAAUAUGUGUUUAUGAAGACCUAAGCGAUUUCUUUACCUUUAAGUUUCUUUUUUUAAUCUGCAUUUUCUGGCAAUAAAGCAUC
This is a messenger RNA of Cololabis saira (Pacific saury), 1862 nucleotides long. Its product is annotated as perforin-1-like. The transcript is spliced from 2 exons. The record is from RefSeq and is a predicted model, not a curated record. Bases 1 to 1779 code for a protein of 592 amino acids. NCBI's taxonomy places the organism in Eukaryota, Metazoa, Chordata, Actinopteri, Beloniformes, Belonidae.